This is a messenger RNA of Mytilinidion resinicola, 1094 nucleotides long. RefSeq lists its product as uncharacterized. The transcript has a single exon. The record is from RefSeq and is a predicted model, not a curated record. Lineage: Eukaryota; Fungi; Ascomycota; Dothideomycetes; Mytilinidiales; Mytilinidiaceae. The coding region runs from base 358 to 942 and encodes 194 amino acids.
GCUACACUUGAAGGACUGGCAAUAUACAACACCAGAGGGAGUCCUAAUAGUAGGACAGGACAUCGAGAAGAAAUCCGUUUUUAAGCCGCGAUUCGCUACUGCUGCCCGAUCGCGGGCUGCAAAUCUCAAUAUUCGCAGGCGGGGCACAUAUCGAGACACUUCAAAAAAGCUCAUAAAGGCUACCAGCUUCACUACAGAACUUGGCAGUAUACAACACCCGAGGGAGUCCGAGUAGACGGGCAGGAUGUCGAGAAGGACCCAGCUCCUAAGCGGCAAUUUCCAGACUUCUCGACGCAGACUAACCGUUACGGCUGCCCAUUUGCAGGCUGCAAGUCUCGAUAUACGAGCCGAUCAGUCAUGGCGCGACACUUUAGAUUUAAUCAUGAAGGCUAUCAGCUACACUUGAAGGACUGGCAAUAUACAACACCCGAUGGAGUCCUUUUAGAUGGCCCGGACAUCGGCAGCGAAGCCGGAAUUGUUUCAAACUUGGCUUCUAAAUCUCCACCUGCGCAUCCCAUGGAUUCUCCCAGUCGGGACAACGCCGUUUCUUUUCAGGGGUCUGCUUCAUCAUCGGGGCUUACUUCAUCGUCAGGAUCUAGUUCAGCACCGGAGCUUCGUACAUUAAGGAACGGCAAAACGUGGGCGGCCGUGAAAGCCGGCGACAGCAGUCGCGACGAAGAUGUCUCCAUGGACGAUUUGGGUAGCGAAAGUAGUGGCGGGAACAAUAACGACUCCGGCAGCUCCGACGGCGAGGAGGAAAGCGACCUCGACAGCGUCAACGAUGAGGAGGAUAGCGAUUCCGAUAACGAAUCCGACAGCUCUAACGGCAACGAAGACACCGACCUCGACAGCUCCGACGACGAAGAGGAUGGUGGCGUCUACGGCUCCGACGGCGAGGACGACGAGAUGAAACUCGACAUAGAUUCAGGCAGAGUUUCAUGAUCUCAGGUCCGUAUAAUGAGUGUGGAUUGGGAUGGUCCUGGUACUAUAGAGGAGAGUCUUCAGGUUAAGUGCAAUCGAGUCUUAGGGUUUAGAGGUCGAUGGCCCAGCCAAACGAGAGGGUUGGUGUGGUCUUUGUGUAACUAGGACGGUGC